AUGAUGAUGAUGAGUGAUAACGACUUCCAGGCAAAGAUCCGAGCAUUGUUGCCGGCUAAUCCUGACCCCAAUGCUUCCUUCCCCAUGAUGCUCUACAAAAUGCUUGCUGAUAUUGAGGAAUUGGCUCAGAAGCACCCUGAGAUGAAACGACUACGAAAGAUCGUCCGAUGGUUGGAUCAUGGGAUGGCAUUCAAAGUUUAUGACAGGAAAAGGUUCAUUUCGAUUGUCAUGCCCACCUGGUUUAUUCGUCUCAAGCACACCAGCUGGAUUCGUCAACUAAACUUGUACGGUUUCGAUAGGAUCCAGGAAGGACCUGAUAAAGGAGCAAUCUACCACGAAAAGUUUCUUCGAGGACAGCCAGACUUGGCCAGAGGUAUGGAGAAACCAAAGCGCCAAAAGGUCCCUAAAGCCGCCUCCUCGGAUCAGAAACCUCAUCUCAAGGCUCAAUUUUCAGGGGGGAAACAGCAAGCAGGGCAGAAAAAGGAUGCCACCGUGGCAUCACCCGCUUCGGCUCCUUCCCUUCUCGACCUUCGAGACCCCCAGCUCCAGGGGCAAGGUCCGGCACCAGCAGGUUUGCAUGGGUAUCUUGCCAGUUGUGGCGUAACAUUUGGCCAGUCAGGAGCAGGGCAUCAAACUAUGCAAUUCCCUAUAGCUAGUGUUGUGACUACUCCAGGAGGAAUCCCAGCUCUUUUGGUUCCACUGGCAGCGGCGCCAAACGCAGCAGGCAUGUUUUCGGCGCCAACUUCAUAUAUGAUGGGACACCAUCAAGCCUUGGCUCCUGGUCGGGACCAAUUCGUUUCAGCGCCAUCACCCAGCAUGCAAUAUCCGUUUGCCAUGACCAGUGCUGGUAACACUUUGCCGGUUUCCUCCGCCAUGCUUCCUCAUCCACCUCAGAAUAAUGUUGCCCGCAGCGCCAGCAUCAACAUGAGCGAGCAAACGCCACCGGUGCCAGCUGCCGCCGCUGCCAGCAACAACAAUAACACUGAAAGCACCAACGAUAACAGUCAAUUCAAUUUGCAGUUUCCCCACUUUUCCUCCGACUUCCAGUCGCUUCUCCAGGAACCAUUAUUUCAGCCACAAGAGAAUGAUCAGAUCGGCUUGGAUAUUAAUAUGGCGUCGGAAAACUUCUUCGAUAUGGAACCAAUGCCAUUCUCACAGGAGCCACUGGCUGGGGAACCAAUGCCAUUAUCAUUGCAAGGAGGGGAAGAGAAGCAAGGGGAGCCACUGUUGUCGUUCUCGCAAGUACAAGAGCCAACACAAGGGGAUAAUUCACAGGGACAGGAGCCGAGCCAGCAAUCCAACUCUUUCCAACCUGAGGGAGGAUUUUCCGAGUCCACAUUCAAUCCUUUCUAA
This is a messenger RNA of Seminavis robusta, 1353 nucleotides long. Lineage: Eukaryota; Bacillariophyta; Bacillariophyceae; Naviculales; Naviculaceae. The record is from the annotation of a GenBank genome assembly.